Acanthisitta chloris (rifleman) is the source of this 786-nucleotide messenger RNA. RefSeq names its product TNF receptor-associated factor 2-like. Gene Ontology annotation, biological process: positive regulation of JNK cascade; tumor necrosis factor-mediated signaling pathway; positive regulation of canonical NF-kappaB signal transduction. The record is from RefSeq and is a predicted model, not a curated record. The transcript has 6 exons. The annotation marks the transcript as partial. Gene Ontology annotation, cellular component: cytosol; plasma membrane signaling receptor complex; cytoplasmic side of plasma membrane. Gene Ontology annotation, molecular function: zinc ion binding; ubiquitin protein ligase binding; tumor necrosis factor receptor binding. Lineage: Eukaryota; Metazoa; Chordata; Aves; Passeriformes; Acanthisittidae.
AUGGCAGCAGCAAACUCCUCUCCUCCUGGUUCCUUGGACCUGGAGCAGCCUGGGUUUGCCAGGGAGAUCCUGGGAACCAAGCUGGAGGUGAAGUAUCUCUGCUCUGACUGCAAGAACAUCCUCAGGAGACCCUUCCAGGCACAAUGUGGCCAUCGCUACUGCUCCUACUGCCUCAAGAAAAUAAUCAGUGCUGGACCCCAGAAGUGUGCCAGCUGCAUCCAGGAGGGAAUAUAUGAAGAAGGAAUCUCUAUUCUGGAAACAAGCUCGGCCUUCCCUGACAACGCUGCACGGCGGGAGGUGGAGAGUCUGCCUGCUGUCUGCAUCAACAGCGGCUGCUCCUGGAGGGGCACAAUCAAGGAGUAUGAGGCCCAUGACGAAGUCUGCCCUGAAUUCCCACUGACUUGUGAAGGCUGUGGGAAGAAGAUUCCCAGGGAGAAGUUCCGGGACCACGUGAAGAGAUGUGGCAGAUCCAGAGUGCCUUGCCGGUUUGAGGCUGUGGGCUGUGCCGAGGUGGUGGAAAAUGAAAAGCUUCUGGAACAUGAAAGCAAGUGUUUGGCAGAGCAUCUCUACAUGCUGCUGAGCUCUGUGCUCAGCCUCAAGGCUGCCUCUGGGGACCUGAAGCCCCUUCCUGCCCUUUCCUCAUCCCAAAACAACACCCCACUGCUGGCAGCAAACUCGCUGUGCUCAGAGUCGGAGCUCUCCCGGACCCUGGAGCUCCUGGGAAGGUGUGAGGCCCUCGAGAGGAAAACAGCGACCUUUGAGAACAUAGUCUGUGUGCUCAACCGG